AUGAACAUGGAAGUUACAUUGCGCAAAACAAGCUCAUCUUCAGUUAAUGAGGUAUAUAGACAAAGAAAAAAUCUACAAAGACAAAAGAAACGUAAACGAAAUGCAAGUGAUUUGAAUUGUUCAUUGCUACAUGAAUUGAAAAAUGUGCCUGAUUGCAUUCAUUGUGGUGCAAGAAGAUUUGAAUAUGAACCUCCUACUUUUUGUUGUGAUAAUGGAAAAGUUAAACUUGUAUUUUCUGAAGUUCCUCCGGAGUUGGAUGAAUUGUUUACAGCCCAGUCAGAAGAAGCUAUUAAUUUCAGAAGGAAUAUUCGUGCUUAUAAUAGUAUAUUCUCAUUUACUUCGUUUGGUGUAAAAUUGGACAAAGAAUUGGCAUCUGCAAGACGGGGAGUUUAUUCUUUUCGAGCACAAGGCAUGGUUUAUCAUGAUCUUCCUGGAUUGAUCCCACAAUAUGCGUCUCCAAAAUUUUUUCAGCUAUACUUUUAUGACACACAAAGUGAGUUUGAGAACAAAAUUAACAUAAUGCAAAAUCAAGUUUUGUCAGAAGCAGUUGUACAGAUGCUCAUGAAAAUUUUAGAGAUCAACCCGUAUGCAAAAUUCUUUCGAAGAUUGAAAGAUUAUCCUUCAAUGGACAAUGUUCAGCUUCAUAUUUCUAAAGAUGUCAACUUAGAUCAACGAGUAUAUAAUUCUCCACAUGCAGAUCAAGUUGCAGCUAUAUGGGUUGAGGGAAAUAAUGAAAAUAUUCCAUUGGAGCGGGAUAUUGUAGUUCAUGCUCAUUCUGGCGACAGACAUAGAAUAAAGCAUUAUUAUGGAUGUUAUGAUCCAUUGCAAUAUCCACUUCUUUUUCCAAUGGGCGAAAUAGGUUGGCAUCAAAACAUUAGAAAGAUUGAUCCAGCAUCUUUGGUUCGUAACACAAAUUCUGUUUCUACUUCUACUUCAUUAGCAAGAACCAUUCUCCAAUGA
Salvia miltiorrhiza (redroot sage) is the source of this 960-nucleotide messenger RNA. RefSeq lists its product as uncharacterized. The record is from RefSeq and is a predicted model, not a curated record. Lineage: Eukaryota; Viridiplantae; Streptophyta; Magnoliopsida; Lamiales; Lamiaceae. The transcript is spliced from 3 exons. Bases 1 to 960 code for a protein of 319 amino acids.